Messenger RNA from Vitis riparia (riverbank grape), 894 nucleotides. RefSeq names its product 40S ribosomal protein S9-2. The coding region runs from base 74 to 667 and encodes 197 amino acids. The record is from RefSeq and is a predicted model, not a curated record. Gene Ontology annotation, biological process: positive regulation of translational fidelity; translation. Gene Ontology annotation, cellular component: cytosolic small ribosomal subunit. Lineage: Eukaryota; Viridiplantae; Streptophyta; Magnoliopsida; Vitales; Vitaceae. Gene Ontology annotation, molecular function: rRNA binding; structural constituent of ribosome. The transcript has 3 exons.
CAUCGUUUCUGACCUUCGUCUUCUCCCAUUUUGCCUUCGUUUUGCAGGUGUCCAAGCAGAGGCCGACGGAACCAUGGUUCACGUCAGUUUCUACCGGAACUAUGGGAAGACAUUCAAGAAGCCCCGUCGUCCCUACGAGAAGGAGCGUCUGGAUGCAGAGCUGAAGCUUGUAGGAGAGUAUGGCCUCCGAUGUAAGAGAGAGUUGUGGAGGGUUCAGUAUGUACUGAGCCGCAUCCGUAAUAAUGCUAGGAUGCUUCUCACUCUCGAUGAGAAAAAUCCCCGCCGCAUCUUUGAGGGUGAGGCACUUCUUAGGAGGAUGAACAGGUAUGGGCUUUUGGAUGAGAGCCAGAACAAGCUGGAUUAUGUGUUGGCCCUGACUGUGGAGAACUUCCUCGAGCGCCGUCUCCAGACACUUGUGUUCAAGUCGGGUAUGGCUAAGUCAAUUCACCAUGCUCGUGUCCUCAUUCGGCAGAGGCAUAUCAGGGUUGGGAGACAGGUGGUCAAUAUACCCUCAUUCUUGGUGAGGAUGGACUCUCAGAAGCAUAUCGAUUUCUCCCUCACAAGUCCCCUUGGAGGUGGUCGCCCAGGAAGAGUGAAGCGAAAGAACCAGAAGGCUGCUGCCAAGAAGGCUGCAGGUGGAGAUGGAGAUGAGGAGGAUGAGGAUUGAAUUCAUUUUAUGCCACCUCUUUUUCAGUUCCUUGUCGAUUCAGUUACUAGUUUUCUUGUCUGGAUGCUUCUAUUCAGUCUCUCUAUUUUAGUGAAUCCCGGAACCAAUUUUGCAUGUUUUGGUUAAUUGCUUAGAGCAAGACUAUUGUCAAGGAUGGUUUUUCCCCUUUUUUGUUAUGGUUGAUAAAAGAGUGAAACCUGUUAAAUUCUACCAAUCUAUUUUUUGGG